Molecule: messenger RNA, 740 nt
Organism: Impatiens glandulifera
Lineage: Eukaryota; Viridiplantae; Streptophyta; Magnoliopsida; Ericales; Balsaminaceae
Product: PLAT domain-containing protein 3-like
Exons: 2
Coding region: 103-684 (193 amino acids)
Molecular function (GO): protein binding
Source: RefSeq, a predicted model, not a curated record
UACACCAUGUGAGGACUGAAUCUAAGAAUAUAUAUAUACAAUGGAAAGGAAGGUGAAGUGGAAGAGAAAAAGAGAGAAAAAUACAUAAAGAAGGAAAGUGCCAUGGCAAUUGGAGUAAUCAAUAAUACCAACUUCUUCUUCUCAUCCUCCUUUCAUCUAUUCAUCAUCAUCUUCGCUACUGUUUCCGCCACCAUUGCCAGAUCCGAUGAUUGUGUGUACAGUCUCUACGUAAGAACUGGAUCAAUAAUUAAAGGAGGAACAAAUUCAAAGAUGAGCGCAACGCUUUACGAUCGAGACGGGUGGGGAAUCCGAAUCAACGAUAUCGAGUUAUGGGGCGGGUUAAUGGGUCAAGCUUACGAUUAUUUCGAAAGAGGGAACCUCGAUAUUUUCAGUGGUAGAGGUCCGUGUCUGGAUGCUCCAAUUUGCGCUUUGAAUUUGACAUCGGACGGGUCGGGUCCUAAUCACGGUUGGUAUUGUAACUAUGUCGAGGUAACUGCUACUGGACCUCACAUGGGUUGCUCACAGCAACUGUUCACGAUUGAGCAAUGGCUUGCCACUGAUACUUCUCCUUAUGAGCUUACUGCUAUUCGUGAUUAUUGUGGACCGUAUGUUUCGAACCCGACAGUUGGAAAACGGGUUCGAAUCAUCAACGGUCCAGAUAAGUCUGUCAUUUCUGUUAUAUGAAUUGACCAGGGAUUGUAUUUCUCAUUAAAGUUAUGAGCUUUAGAGAUAUAUUUAAU